CGGAGCAGCCAGCCACCGGCCCGGGCUCCGGAGACCUCCCUGACGCCUCAAUUUGGGCGGCAGGAACCGCGGGGGCCCACCCUGUUUGGGCCUGGGGGCGCCUCCACCACUCCCAGCCCCUGCCUCUCGCUUCCCGGACGGCUGAGCGACUCCCGGGGGAAGCUGUUCCCGGACGCUCGGCCGCCGCCCGAACCUCUCGGCUCCCAGCCCGGCUGGGCACCGGGCAUCUGCGAAGCUAGCCCCGUCCCGCACUGUCCAUCUCUGGGCACCAACUGUCUUCGGCACCGCCCAGCUUCCUGUGGCUCCGGGGCCGUGCACUUCGCGCCCUCCCCUACCCCGGCCGCCAGCCAGGUCGCCCGUGAGCUCCCGGCGACCCCAGCCCCUUUGGCCGCCGCUGCGAUGCUGCCCUGGAGACGUAACAAAUUCGUGCUGGUGGAGGAUGAGGCCAAGUGCAAGACGAAGAGCCUGAGUCCGGGGCUCGCCUACACGUCGCUGCUCUCCAGCUUCCUGCGCUCCUGCCCGGACCUGCUGCCCGACUGGCCGCUGGAGCGUCUGGGCCGAGUGUUCCGCAGCCGACGCCAGAAAGUGGAGCUCAACAGGGAGGACCCGACCUACACCGUGUGGUACCUGGGCAACGCAGUCACCCUGCACGCCAAGGGCGACGGCUGCACAGACGACGCCGUGGGCAAGAUCUGGGCGCGCUGCGGGCCGGGCGGGGGCACCAAGAUGAAGCUGACGCUGGGGCCGCACGGCAUCCGCAUGCAGCCGUGCGAGCGCGGCGCCACGGGGGGAUCGGGGAGCCGGAGGCCGGCGCACGCCUACCUGCUGCCGCGCAUCACCUACUGCACCGCGGACGGGCGCCACCCGCGCGUCUUCGCCUGGGUCUACCGCCACCAGGCGCGCCACAAGGCCGUGGUGCUGCGCUGCCACGCCGUGCUGCUGGCGCGGGCGCACAAGGCGCGCGCCCUGGCCCGCCUGCUCCGCCAGACUGCGCUGGCGGCCUUCAGCGACUUCAAGCGCCUGCAGCGCCAGAGCGACGCGCGCCACGUGCGCCAGCAGCACCUCCGCGCCGGGGGCGCCGCUGCCUCGGUGCCCCGCGCCCCGCUCCGCCGGCUGCUCAACGCCAAGUGCGCCUACCGGCCACCGCCCGCCGAGCGCGGCCGUGGGGUGCCGCGUCUCAGCAGUAUCCAGGAGGAGGACGAGGAGGAGGACCAGGACACCGAGGAGCACCAGGAGGGAGCCCCCCAGCCCGAGCGGUCCGAGGUGCUCAGCCUGACCCGGGAGCUGAGGACGUGCAGCCUGCGGGGUGCCCCAGCGCCUCUACCGCCCGCACAGCCCCGCCGCUGGAAGGCUGGCCUGCGGGAGCGGGCGGGCCAGGUGCGCUGA
Molecule: messenger RNA, 1386 nt
Organism: Molossus molossus (Pallas's mastiff bat)
Lineage: Eukaryota; Metazoa; Chordata; Mammalia; Chiroptera; Molossidae
Gene: FAM43B
Product: family with sequence similarity 43 member B
Exons: 1
Coding region: 400-1386 (328 amino acids)
Source: RefSeq, a predicted model, not a curated record